CUCUGUCCUUUCAAAAGCCUAUGGCUUUCUCAUCUUGCCCACACCUCUGGGGGUAGGGUCUGUAUGGUUUCCUUUCUUUUAUCUGUCUUCAACACCCAGUGGGUAUGACCUGGGGACAACCAGUCACAGCUCUGCAGAGGUUACUGUGACUUGGCUCCUGAAGCAUCUGUCCACAACUUAGGAACUCACACAGCUUUUGGCCUGAGCCCCCGUUACCAAGAGAAAGGAGGUUUUUGCCAAGGACUCCAAGGGGAGUGCACUCGAUGUUGGUCGGGACCCAAGGCACCCAGCCCUCCCUAAGACAUUGUGUGAGUUGGGCUGGGCCUCAGACACGGCCCCCACUGCCCCACCCCAGCCAGGGUGGUGCUUCAGUGGGAAAGACUUUAAAUCCAGCUGCCAGACCCCUGGACGGGAGAAGGAGAGAGGGCUGGCCACCAUGCACAGCUCCUGCAGUUUCCUGAUGCUUCUGCUGCCGCCGCUGCUGCUACUGCUGGUGGCCACUGCGGGCCCCGCUGGAGCCCUCACAGAUGAGGAGAAGCAUUUGAUGGUGGAGCUGCACAACCUCUACCGGGCCCAGGCAUCCCCACCCGCCUCGGACAUGCUGCACAUGAGAUGGGACGAGGAGCUGGCCGCCUUUGCCAAGGCCUACGCACGGCAGUGUGUAUGGGGCCACAACAAGGAGCGCGGGCGGCGCGGCGAGAACCUGUUCGCCAUCACCGACGAGGGCAUGGACGUGCCACUGGCCAUGGAGGAGUGGUUCCACGAGCGCGAGCACUACAACCUCAGCGCCGCCACCUGCAGCCCGGGCCAGAUGUGCGGCCACUACACUCAGGUGGUUUGGGCCAAGACAGAGAGGAUCGGCUGCGGUUCCCACUUUUGUGAGAAGCUCCAAGGUGUCGAGGAAACUAACAUCCAAUUACUGGUGUGCAACUAUGAGCCCCCGGGGAACGUGAAGGGGAAACGGCCCUACCAGGAGGGAACUCCGUGCUCCCAAUGCCCCUCUGGCUACCGCUGCAAGAACUCCCUCUGUGAACCCAUCGGAAGCCCGGAAGAUGAUCAGGAUUUGCCUUCCCUGGUAACUGAGGCCCCAUCCUCACUGGCAACUGAAGCCUCAGACUCUGGGAAAAUGGGUACUCCUUCUUCCCUAGCAACGGGGAUUCCGGCUUUCUUGGUAACAGAGGUCUCGGGCUCCCUGGCAACCAAGGCUCUGCCUGCUGUGGAAACCCAGGCCCCAACUUCCUUAGCAACGAAAGACCCUCCCUCCAUGGCAACAGGGGCUCCACUUUCUGUAACAACUGAGGUCCCUUCCAUUUUGGCAGCUCACAGCCUGCCCUCUUUGGAUGAGGAGCCAGUUACCUUCCCCAAAUCGACCCAUGUUCCUAUCCCAAUAUCAGCAGACAAAGUGACAGACAAAACAAAAGUGCCCUCCAGAAGCCCAGAGAACUCUCUGGACCCCAAGAUGUCCCUGACAGGAACAAGGGAUCUCGUGCCCCAUGCCCAGGAGGAGGCUGAGGCUGAGGCUGAGGCUGAGGCUGAGGCUGAAGGUGAGGCUGAGGCUGAGUUGCCUCCUUCCAGUGAGGUCUUGGCCUCAGUUUUUCCAGCUCAGGACAAGCCAGGUGAGCUGCAGGCCACACUGGACCACAUGGGGCACAUCUCCUCCAAGUCCCUGCCCAAUUUCCCCAAUACCUCUGCCACCACUAAUGCCACCGGUGGGCGUACCCUGGCCCUGCAGUCAUUCUUGCCAGGUGCAGAGGGUCCUGACAAGCCUGGCGUCGUGUCAGGGCUGCACUCGCACCCUGGUCACGUGUGGGGCCCUCUCCUGGGACUACUGCUCCUCCUUCCCCUGGUGUUGGCUGGAAUCUUCUGAAGGGGAUACCACUGAA
Molecule: messenger RNA, 1883 nt
Organism: Callithrix jacchus (white-tufted-ear marmoset)
Lineage: Eukaryota; Metazoa; Chordata; Mammalia; Primates; Cebidae
Gene: PI16
Product: peptidase inhibitor 16
Cellular component (GO): extracellular region
Source: RefSeq, a predicted model, not a curated record